AUGGCACCAAAAACGGUAAUGUUAAUACUGGCGGAAGGAGCGGAAGAAAUGGAAUGUGUUAUUCCGAUUGAUAUAUUAAGAAGAGCUGGAGCCGAGGUCACAGUAGCCGGUCUGACAGGUAAGAAUCCAGUGACGUGCUCGCGACAAGUUGUUAUUGUGCCGGACAAAGCAUUGUCGGAUGUGAAGAAACACAAAUUCGAUGUUGUCAUUCUGCCCGGUGGUUUGAAAGCGGCGAUAUGCGCCGCACCAACUGCAUUGAAAAGUCACGGAAUUGCUCCGGGAGUAUUGCUCACAUCGCAUCCAGGCGCCAAGCGAGAGCUUGUCGAUGCAGGAUACAAGUACUCUGAAGAUCGCGUUGUCACGACAAGCCAUAUAGUAACGAGUCGCGGCCCAGGAACAGCAUUUGAAUUUGCUCUAAAAUUAGUGGAAUUACUUUUUGGAGCGAAAAAAGUGAAAGAAGUCUCAGCACCGAUGGUUGUCAAAGAUUGA
Messenger RNA from Gongylonema pulchrum, 489 nucleotides. NCBI's taxonomy places the organism in Eukaryota, Metazoa, Nematoda, Chromadorea, Rhabditida, Gongylonematidae. The record is from the annotation of a GenBank genome assembly.